Vespa velutina is the source of this 4773-nucleotide messenger RNA. RefSeq lists its product as uncharacterized. NCBI's taxonomy places the organism in Eukaryota, Metazoa, Arthropoda, Insecta, Hymenoptera, Vespidae. Bases 909 to 1844 code for a protein of 311 amino acids. The transcript is spliced from 5 exons. The record is from RefSeq and is a predicted model, not a curated record.
ACAUCUUAAUUCCAUCGAAAGGUAUGCUUUCAUGUUUGGAUCUUGAAUUUUCUCUAUAAUUUGUUUUUGUACAUCCAAAUUAUUAACUUCAAGAGAAUUACUCAGUUUCUCUGCGUAUUGAAUCCAAACGCAAUUAUUACAACCAGACAUGCAGCAGUUGGUAGGCUCUGUAAUAUCUUCUAUAGAGAGAGAAUCAUCAGCUUUUUGUUGACCUUCGAUUUGUUCAUUAGACAUUUCUGUAUUUUGGUUAUCGCUAGAACAUAGUCUCAAGGUCAUGAAUAUACCCUUCCAAUUAUCGUAGGUUUGUCUUUUGACGCUAUUUACUUUUGAACGAACCAGAUUCAUUGUUAUUUAGGUUAGAUAGAUGGUCAUUUGAAUGUAUAUUUAGAACGACAUUGAUGUUAUUUUAUUUAUCUGAUUGUUAAACGUACGUUUAACAAUCAAAUAGUAGAUAUUUAGGGUAUACUUAGAAAAGUGGCUGAAGCGAAUGUUUUUAGGAAGAAAAUUUCUUUCGUAUGAUCACAAACUCGUCUUUUUUUGUUUUCUUUCCUUUUUUUUUUAUUUUUUUUUUUUUUUAACGUCAUAAACGAUAAAUAGACAAAUAGAUAUCUUUUACGUGAGAUAAAUAAGUAAUCUUGAAGAGACAUCUGGCGAGAUAUAUACUGAAAUACGUUUUCAAAACUAGUAUUUUACGAUAUAAAUUUGUAAUAAUAUUAUCUCGAUGUUAUUGAUAACAUUUUGUAAAUUUGUAUUUAUAUUCUAUUGAAAAAUUCUAAUGGAUAAUGAAUAAUUUCUUAAGCUUUCAUUUUAGUUUUUAUGUAGUAGCGUGUAAAUAAAUUGUAAUAUCUUCCACGUGGGUUUACGUUGGUUCAAUGUCAUUUUGAAAAUAAUAAAUAUUGUUUGUGACAAUGGGUCGCAAAAUUCCGGGGAAGAAACAUCGUGGCGUCAAGGAUCCUGAGAAACAGCGUGCUAAACGAUUAGCUGAGUUAGAAACAAAAAUAAACGCUCCGCCGAAAGAUGUCAAAGAGCAAGCAGUAUCAAAAAGUUUGGAAAAUUUUAUUAGACUUAAGGAAGCAGUUAAGUCAGGUAAAAUAAGUAAAGUGAAGAAAGUAAGGAAAAGGAAGAAAAAUGGAUUAAUAUGCGUCGGGGGUGAAAAACCAAAGUCGUUACAUCCUAAAUCAAAACCAGAAAAGGCAGUUCCAAUAUUUCAACAAAAACCCGACGAAAGUAACAAUCGAUUUUUUUAUCGGGUCAGUCAGGAGACUCAUGCUUUUCUUAAUGAAACUGCCUUUGAAAAGAAAUACAAUGUCGUUGUAAAUAGAAAUUCUAAUACUGGAGAGGUCGAAGGUAUAUCUAAACGUCCUAAAGAUGAGUUGGAUGAAUUAGAGAGAUUAAGGGCGAAACAUAAAAAUAUUAGAAAAAAGAAAAAGAAUAAAGAAGGCGAGGGUGAUAUGAACCUUAGUAAAUCUCAAAAAAGAAGGCAGAAGUUGUUAAUUAAGAAGAAAAAAAAGGAGGAGGAUUUAAUUGACAAUUUUCAAAUAUUUCAAGAUGAUGUGAAAUUUGGAGAAACAGUACAUGCACCGCCUACAUUAGUUACCAGACCUAAAAAAGCUAAUCUCACGGAUACUAUCAAGCCAGGAAAGAAAAAUUUGCUUCUACAUUCGUUAUUCGCAAAAAAUGGUUCAUCCAAUAGCAAUACUACAAAAUCGGUUGUCAUUGAUAGAUCUGGUAAACGUAAAAAUCUACCAGCUAGUGAAAGGAGACAACUGGAAAAAGAACAGAGCAGUGUUAUUGCAGCAUACAGACAGUUGAAAGCUAGGCAAUCUGCUGAUGUUGAUAUUUAGGAUUCGAAGCUGAGAGACGAGACAAGCUCAGAUCCGCUACUGGUGGUAAGAAGGAGACCGGCAAAAAAUUUGCGCGCGCGCACACACAGAGGUGAUGUCGAAGAUGAUACUCUAUUAACAAACAAGCGUGGAUAUUAACCGAUUGUCGAAGCGAAGCGUAUUAACGUUUUAUUAACGCCAUGUAAGCACUUCUUCGUUACUCUUACGGCCUACGCAGAAAAGGAAAUACUAUGACGAUGGAGGAAGAACAACGGCGGCCAUCUUUGCGUGACAAACGAAAAAUUAUUAACGAUCUUCUAUCGCAUCAUGUAGGAGUACUGGAUAAGAAGCAGGCAGGUACUUACUUACAUCGUUUGAAGAAUCGAUUUGUCCACUUUUUUCGUCUCGAUUUCUUGCCGGUCACGUUAAUUUUUCAAAGAAAAGAUCUUAAAGGAAACGUCGAUCAAAAUUCUCGUACGAUCGAUGAGAUGGAAUAAAGAUUAGAUAAAAAAAAAAAAAAAAAAAAAAAAAAAAAAGAAAAAAGAAAGAAAAGAAAAGAAGAAAUAAAAAAGAAAUGCAAAGAAAGAAAACAGUCGGUUCCUUUUUUUUUUUUUUUUCUUUUUCUUUUUCUCCUUUUUUUACCCUAGAAAAGUUCUUGAAUAUUCAUGAGGUGCAGCUCGUGUAAACCUUCGCGAGCUCGCAGAGCCGGUGCAUUUGGAAACAUAAAAAAUUCCUAUCCCCAUCAGCGUUGCUCAAAAUUCCGUUGAAGUGCUCCCAGUUUUCUCCGACAUACGUGAAUCAUCUACAAUAACGAUUCCUUGAUACACAUUGUACAGGAUGUGUGUCCUCGUAAUUUGUCGUAUUAAUUGAUAAUUUAUUUACUGUUUAUAUCUACACUGUAUAUUUCGAUAUAUUUCGAAUAAAAGCAUCGGUAACAAGGUAUCGGCGAGAGAAUCGAGUGCGGUUUUGAAAAUCGUGAAUCGUAUUCAUUGUGUGCUUCGAAAAUGGCGCAGAUUCGAUGUUUUCGCAUAAAAGCGUAAGUAUCGACGUAGACGUAGCGUGAAAUUGGAAAGCAAACGAAUGCGUGAUAAUCGAUGCGACAAAUGAAAACUGUGCUUGUUCGACCUACUGAAUAUAAGUGGUAGUGAGAGUGGAAUAUACAUUUUGUGUACGAACAAAUCAUGUGCAUGAGUGUGUGCCUAUGAUUCAGAACCGUCUAGUAUUCCUUUUAUAUAUUUCCUGCAUUUAUUUCAGCCUUAUUUUUUCUCUCUCUCUCUCUUUCUCUCUCUCUCUUUUUGUUACUCUGUUUUUAUUUGUUAUUUGAUAUUUCCGUUUCUCUUUUACCCAAUAUCGGUAGUGUAUAUAACUACACAUACAUACAUAGAUACAUACAUACAUACAUAUGUACGUGUGUAUGUGUAUAUUUAUCAUUAAACUUAAAUUUUUAUAAUGAACGAAUUUUGUUUAAAGAAUUUCUAUGGACUUUGAGCUCUUAUAAAUUUUUUCCUUUUCUUUUUGUUUUGUUUUAUUUAUUUAUUUAUUUAUUUAUUUAUUUAUUUAUUCUUUUUUUUUUUUUUUUUUUUAAACGAUCGAAGCGACCUUACCUUACCUUAUUCAAACGAAUUUCCUUAUCCAAGGUGAAGAGUCAUCAUCUACUUAGUAUUCACCUUCAUGGACAUCUAUAAUUUGUAUUCUAUUUGCACUUUUCUAUUUUAUACUUUUCCACGACAGUCGCGGAACAUAACGACCGAGUAAUCUAUCCGUCUAUUUAUAGAUGACCGUCCGAUAGUACUGUACUACCAGUCGAUUUUGAAACGUCGUUCGCCACAAAAGGUGGUUAACCUGAACUCUUUUUUCAUUAUCGAAUAAAACGUUAUUUGUAGUAUACCAAGAGAUGAUAAUCCGCCCUUGUAUUUCAAUUUUUGCAAUUUGUGUCGGAAAAUAAGAUAACUUUUUUCUUAUAAUCGAAAACAUACAUACAUACAUACUUACAUACAUGUAUAUCCAUAUAACAUGGUAUAUAAUAAUAUAUAUGUCUACAUAUUUUUUUUUUAGAAGGACAAUUAUUUUUUUUUUCUAUUAUGAUAAAAAAUAACUAAAGUUGGUACGACGCAAAGAUUUUAUAUAUUUUGAAAAUAAAACAAAAAUAUUAUACUAAACUAAAGAAUUAUUUUAACGGUAUAGAAAUUAGUUAAUAAACUAAACGUAGUAGAAAUAUUUUUCAAACGCACAUAACAUAAUCUUAUCUAAAAAUUAAACAUACGUAUUCGUUUUAAAAAGUCAAAAAAAAAAAAAAAAAAAAAAAAAAAAAAAAAAAAAAAAAAAAAAAAAAAAAGAAAAAAAAAAGAAAAAAAAAGAAGAAAAAAAAAAAAGAAUAUUUUUCCAAGUUCUGUUAAAAUAUAUUUUAACAGAAAUUAUUUCAAAUCAUUAUUUAAAAUUUCAAAUAUCAAAUUUCGAAAGUAUUUUGUGAUUGACUCUAUAUACUGAUGGAUCAUUUGAUAUUAAUUUACUCAGGUGGUUCGAAAGAAAAAGAAUGUCGUAUGUUCGUUGAUAGCUAUACUUUUCUUAGGACAAUUGAAAACAGAAAGAGAAAUUAAAAGAGAGAGAGAAAAAGAGACAGAGAGAGAGAGAGAGAGAGAGAGAAAAAGAGAAAAACUUGACCUUGAGAAAAAAGAGUCAGUCUUUCCUUCGUUCGAGUUCAAUCGUCAUUCGAAUCGUAAUUACGUAUCGUGAAGCAUACGUAAUGUAUGUAUAGCAAUAUAUCCGCUGCACGAAGCUGCUUUAAGAAGAGAACGUAUAGACGAUUGGCACGAGGCUAUGCUCCUCUUGCAUAAUCCUCAUGCGCAUGUCCGUGCAUAAGAACACGUUACUUUGUACCUUGCACGCGGAACGCAUCGGCAACCUUUAACUUUCUUGCUCGAAGGCAAAAAAAAAAAAGAAAAAAAGAAAA